UAAAUCAACUUCAUACUUAUCAUGGGAACAAUGCACAAUUGGAGCUUAUGGAUCAUGACAACAAUAAAACAUUGUGUAAAGACAAAGCUCUAGUGGUACAAGGUAAAAAUUUAGAACCUAUGGAUCAAUAUCCUAGAAGACGAAAGAGGCCAGAAAGUCCAUAUGAUUAUUUCCCUAAACACUUCAGAGAGGAUGACAGACUACACAGUCGAGUUUCAUACUAUGAACGUACAUCUCACAGAUUCACUAGUAGGGAUUAUUAUGCUGAUUUUUUAGAAGAACCAUACGACAGAUUUGAUAGAUACAGGAGCAAUUAUUUUGUUCCUGACCAUGAUUUUGAUGCAUAUCCUCCAAGACUAUAUGAUAGAGAAAGGCAUUAUAGUCAAUAUAAUGAAGACAUGGGUGACAUGCCAAACUAUUUAGAUAUUCCUUCUCGGCUGCAUCCACAAUUACCCCCUUACAAACAUGUGCCUCAUCAUCAUCAUUGGGAUUUUCCUUUUGAAGAGUUAGAUUUGCAGUAUCAACAUGAUAGAAGGUCAUUAUCACCAUCAUAUAUCAAACAUUGGCCUGAAAAUGAUUGGGAACAAAGGAGACCAAAUACAGAUGCUAGAAUGCUAAACUACAGAAAAUAUCCAAAGAUUGCUGCCCAGCAGACACAGCAGGGUUCUCAUCCUCCAAAUCUGCAGCACAGACCAGGCUUGCUGAAAUUAGAGGGUCACAGAUGGGAGUGGAAUGCUACAAGUAAUAUUCCCCCACUUUGUGAUUUUGAUGCAUUGAAAUCCAGAGGAAAGCAGAAUCCACAGAUAUUGAAUCAAAACAUCCAAUCAAACAAAGCUCAUGGAAGUCAACAGCAGAAGAAAGAAGUAUUCUUAAAGAGUAGAAGUCCAUCUUCAAAAGCAAUAACAACAGCAACUGUUCUGAGUGAAGAUUCAAGUAAAGUAACUUUUGCUAAGCACCUCCAUAAGUUCAUUACAAAAUUAAAGAAAUUUCCAGAGAAAGAGAACUCCAUUCAAACUUAUGAAAAUUGUUUAAUGUCAUGCCAUUUACCUCUUAAGACUUUCUAUGUAGUCACAGAUGUCAUACAGCAGAACAAAACAUAUUUCUCUGGAGUCCUCUAUAUUAAUGAUCUGUUCAUCACUAGAACCAGCAGUGCUAACAAGAAAUCUCUAAAACAUAGUGUUUAUGAAAGUGCUGUAGAUUUGUUAAAAACUAAGACUGUUAAUGAACUUUUGGCUCAAAUGGAUCCUGGUGUUGAUAAAGGUCAAGGUCUGGAUCCUUUUGGUGGAAACUAUGAGACCCAGGAAACACUACAAAAUAAGUUAAGCAAACUUCAAGAAUACAUCAAGAAAAGCUCUUCAGAAAACCAGCCUUUCACUACAGUCAAUCUGGCCUUUACAGAGUCGAGAUGUGGUCUGCGACUUAACUUUGACUAUGAAGCUAUUCAGACAGAGAGAGGGGUGCAUAUGUAUACUAAAGCUAUAUUGUUUAUUGAAGAUCAACCUUUUGUUGAUGCCAUUGCUCUGACAAGAAAAGAAGCAAAAUCCAGAGCUUGUCAAAAAGCUAUCACAAUUUUCUGUGAAAGUGAGAUUGAAACCAUUGUUAAAAAGCAUUUUAUAAGCCAAGUUCCCACUGAUGAUAUUCCCAAGGAAAUACAAGAACUCAUUAAGAAACACAGAGAAAAGAAUGCACUUUUGAAACAGUCUUUAAUUCCUACUGAACAAGAGUAUGGAGAUUUGCUUGAUAAGAUGAUCAAUGACCUUAAUUCUCCAGUCAAGAAAAAAGUCAAUGCUGUUAUGACCAUUGAUAAGAAUUGCCUUCAACUGAAGAUAAAACUUCUUACUGUGUAUAAAAUGAUUCAUUUACCAGAGGAAUCAGUUGCUGUGACCUGUGACCUUUACAUAGUGGAUCGUUUUAUAGCACAAGGGACAGGACCAAACAGAAAAAUUGCUCAAAUGAAUGCUUACAACAAAGGGGCUGAAAUCCUUCAAAACUGUACAGGACUUGAAGUACUGACCAAUUUCCCCAAGUUUGAUGAGUCAGAGUUGAAAAAACCUGAUGUUAUUGAUAUUGUAUACAAAGGCUACAGUAAAAUGUACGAGUCCAAUCUUUGUAGAUUAAAUAGAUUGAAGCAGUUACCAGAAGGUAAAAGAAAACGUUCAGAUCUUGUGCUCAUUGAACAUGAAGAAUGGAGCCUAGACAGACAGAAACAUUCACAUUGUAUAUUAAAUCAGAGUGCUACACAAUGUGGAUGUUUAUUAGAGUGGAUUUCAGAACCAGAAAAUGGUUGUUUUAGGUGUACCAUUAAAUUGCAAGGUGAAGAAAUCUCUAGUUGUUUAGCUAAACAAAGGAAAGUUGCUGUUUCAUUAGCAUCAUCCAAAGCCUUAUUUCAACUGUUUGAAAGUCAGCCAUUGGUUCAUCGCUCUCGUGCUCAAUUUGCUUCCCAAUGGUGUAGUAGAAAUGAACUUGUCCUCUUAGCCAGUAGCUUCACUGAUGGUGAAGUCAACAUUUUGCUAGAGGCAACAGAGAUUGAUCUAAACAUAGCCAAAGCCAUAGAGACAAAGCUAGAUGGUCUGUUUAAUAUUUCCACCCUAGAAGAAUUUAUAACAGCUCCUGAUUGGCUUCCAGCUGAAAAGAAAUAUUUACGCAACAUAUGUAACAUUAAAGGUCUGAGAGUUCUUGCAGAAAUCUAUUGUGAGGAGACAGUGUUUGUUGUUAGUCAAAAGUAUGAUCUUUUACAGAUUGUUGAAAUUCUCAAGUAUCAGCCCAUCAAGACUCAUGGGAGAUAUAGUCUUGUUCCAGAUGAAGAGAAGCCAUCUUACAAUGAUAUAGCUGGAGAACUAGCUGCCAAUGAUUCUCUGAUCAAAGAAUUUGUUGGUGCCAGUAACCUUGAGCCAGCCCCAGAUGCCACUGAGGAAGACAGUGACCCACAAGAAGAAAUAACUCUAGAUUCUGAUAGCGAGCCAUUCAUCACAGCCAAUACAGUAUUUGUUGACAACUCAUCUGUGACUGCUGAAACUGUGAAGACUGCUGAUACACCAAUCAACCUUGCUGAAAUCCCAUUACCAAAAUCUACAUCCACACCUUCAAGGCCAACUUGUAAUUUGGAGAAAUAUAAUCAGUACCAGAAACAAGAAGUAUUCAAACCAGAUUUGAAACCAGUGUCAAUGAACCAGUUACCAGCUUAUAGGGAAAUUAAUGUAGGUAGCAACGAGCAUGUUUACAAGUCUGAAUCUUUGGAGCAUGAUUUCAAGUCAGAACCUUUGGAGCAUGUUUACAAGUCAGAACCCUUGGGGACUGAAAGUAGCACAUAUUUCAGCUAUGCUCAGACAGCUAAACCUUUCAACACAUUCCAGCCAAAUGCUACCAGCUAUAUUUCUCCACAGUCAUUUGUUCCAAUUGGUUCACAUUACAAUGUUGAUGUAGAGGCUGGACGUAUGCAAUCAGAGGAUAGUAAAGACUGGUGUUACAGAUUGAAGAACACUGUGGUUAAGAACACUCUAGCUCAUUGGCAAACUGGCUAUCCACACCUAUAUGAUAUAUCAAGUUCAGGGAACCAGCAGCCAGCUAGUGGUGUUCAGGCUACAUACACAACAUACAGUGAGAUAUAACCACUGUGUUAAAUAUCACUUUUUAGUCUCAUAUAUUUAUUAUUAAAUUACAAUUUUAUUUUUGUAUGUAAAGGAUUUGAAAAUGUGUGGUGUAAUUUUUUUUAAAAAAUCAUAAUCAUUUUAUUUUUCUCUCUCUUUGGGUAUUUGUCUGUGACAAAACUGCAUAAUAUUUUUGGUCAACAUUAAAAUUGCAAAAAAAAAUAAAUGUAUAUAUAUUGUUUAAAAUUAUAUAAAGCUCAUUUUAAGUCAUUUGGUUUAAAAAAAAAAGCAUAAUUUAUUCAACCUUAACGUAAGUCAUGUAUUUAUUUAGAGUUGUUUUUUUUUAACUUUGUAUUUGAUUGUUAAUGAAAUCUAUUUAUCUUUCGUUAAUUAUUGAAAAUUCAUUUUAAAGUUGUUGAUUUUAUAUCAGAUUAUUUUUUUUGUUUGUCUAUACCAUAGAAUGGUGUAAUAGUAUGUACUAUAUGCCAUUGAUUGGUGUGUUGAUCAGAUAGAACCAUGCCAUGGAUUGGUGUGUUGAUCAGAUAGAACCAUGCCAUGGAUUGGUGUGUUGAUCAGAUAGAACCAUGCCAUGGAUUGGUGUGUUGAUCAGAUAGAACCAUGCCAUGGAUUGGUGUGUUGAUCAGAUAGAACCAUGCCAUGGAUUGGUGUGUUGAUCAGAUAGAACCAUGCCAUGGAUUGGUGUGUUGAUCAGAUAGAACCAUGCCAUGGAUUGGUGUGUUGAUCAGAUAGAACCAUGCCAUGGAUUGGUGUUGGUAGAGUAGUACUAUGCCAUGGAUUGAAAUAUUUGUCAUUUACCAUCAUAUUAUUGAAAGAUGCAUUAUAUACCUGUUUGUCCUUCAUUUAACUUAUUGGGUUUAUU
Biomphalaria glabrata is the source of this 4467-nucleotide messenger RNA. RefSeq lists its product as uncharacterized. The record is from RefSeq and is a predicted model, not a curated record. Bases 48 to 3608 code for a protein of 1186 amino acids. NCBI's taxonomy places the organism in Eukaryota, Metazoa, Mollusca, Gastropoda, Planorbidae. The transcript has 20 exons.